Cucurbitaria berberidis CBS 394.84 is the source of this 1107-nucleotide messenger RNA. RefSeq names its product DnaJ-domain-containing protein. NCBI's taxonomy places the organism in Eukaryota, Fungi, Ascomycota, Dothideomycetes, Pleosporales, Cucurbitariaceae. Gene Ontology annotation, molecular function: nucleic acid binding. Gene Ontology annotation, biological process: spliceosomal complex disassembly. Gene Ontology annotation, cellular component: spliceosomal complex. The record is from RefSeq and is a predicted model, not a curated record. The transcript has a single exon. Bases 1 to 1107 code for a protein of 368 amino acids.
AUGAGCGACACCAACAAAGAUCUCGAGGACCUCGCAAAGAGUGCCACAGAAGACUUCUACGAGCUACUCGGCGUCUCCUUUGAUGCAUCUGAGCCCACCAUCAAGAAGGCCUACCGCAAAGCCUCGAUUCGCUACCAUCCAGACAAGAAUCCCGACAACAAGGACGCCGCCGACCGCUUCAUCUACUUGGGAUGGGCGCGCGACAUCCUCAUCGACGCGAAGCUCAAAGGCGAAUAUGACCGCGCGCGGACAAGACGGAGAGAAAAGACACUGCAGGAUGAGCUGUUGGAUGGGCGAAGGAGGAAGAUGAAGGAGGAUUUGGAGAGACGGGAGAAGAACUCUGCCCCGGGCUUGAAGAGGAAGAGGACCGAGGACAUGAGCGAAGCUGAGCGGCGAGAGCAGGAGAUCCAGAGACUGGCUGAAGAUGGAAAGAGGCGGAGAAAGGAGGCGCAGGAGCGGCUAGAGAAGAAGCGCCAGGACGUAGACGAAGCCAGUUUCAUGGAAGUCGAUAAGAGUCCAGAACCCCAAGCGCAGAGGCCUGGGGAUAGCGCGGAAAUCGAUCGUACGGUCAAGAUACGGUUUUCUAGGGAAGGCGACAUGGCCGAUUGGGAUAAGGACAGGAUAUCCAGCAUGUUUGCGAAGUACGGCAAGAUCGAUAGCGUCGUUAUAGGGAAGGACAAGAAGAUACGCCCGUCCGGCGGGAAACAUAGAAAGGUCAUCGCCAUAGUCUUCGUCAUCUACACGCGCCUCGACCACGCACACGCCGCAGUCAUAGACGGCCAAUCCGACUACCCGUCCCUCGAAUCCGUAUCUUGGGCCAACGGCGAGCCAGAUAUCAAAUCGCCAACCAGUUACGUGAAUGGCAAUGCGCCUUCGGCGCCUUCGACGCCUGUUGUGACGCCGAACAAGUCCUUCAGGGCAUCUUUCGGUCCUGGAAUUGGCAAGGGUUUUGGUAGCACGACGCCCCUAGGCACACCUAAGUUCUCAUUCAGUCCCAAGACGCCGAGCCUAGAGGAAGUCACUAUGAUGCGGUUGAAGCAGGCGGAGAAGAAGAGAUUGGAGGAGCAGAUUCGGAAACAGGAGGCUGCCGAGGAAGCAGUCGCCUAA